AUGCUUUCGUCUGAGGUGUCUUACGUACAAGUCUGUGAAGAUGAUGGCACUCCAGUUGAGAUACCGCUAGAAGAUGAUAAAACACUACUACUUAGUACUCUUGCCGCUCAAUUUCCCCGAGCUACGGGUCUUAAAUAUACCUCAGAAUCUGGUUGCAUGCGGGGAGUGAGGUACUCUGACGGUCGCAUAUAUCCACCUCCAGAUGGAUGGCAGAAUAGAGUAUAUAAAAUCGUCGUUUCAUAUGCCAAGAGAAAGGUCGAUGACGAGGAGGCUGGAAACUUUGCCAAAACCAAAAGACUUGAUGGAAAGCGAUGUACGGAUCUCAUUGUUUUAAAUCUACCUUGGCGUGUAGAGGAAACAGCUCUCAAAAAUUACUUUUCUCGAUUUGGGGACGUUGUAAUGGCCCAAGUUAAACGCGACCCGAACACCAAUCAGAGUCGUGGUUACGGUUUCAUUCGUUUUCGCGAUUACGACGCCCAGGUCAUGUGCCUGGCAGAGCGUCACUUCAUCGAUUCCAGGUGGUGUGAUGUUCGCAUCCCUAUCUCAAAGACCGAAGGCGAUCGUCAAGAAGUUAAUCGCAAGCUCCACAUUGGACAACUCACUGAAGACAUCACUGCAGACAUGCUACGCGAUCACUUCUCGCAGUUUGGCCAUGUGAGUUUUUUAUGGUCACUUUUCAUAUGA
Messenger RNA from Hydatigera taeniaeformis, 684 nucleotides. The record is from the annotation of a GenBank genome assembly. NCBI's taxonomy places the organism in Eukaryota, Metazoa, Platyhelminthes, Cestoda, Cyclophyllidea, Taeniidae.